AUGGUUCUGCACAACCCCAACAACUGGCACUGGGUGAACAAGGACGCCUCGGGCUGGGCCAAGAACUACCUUAAGGAGAAGCUCGUGGUCCUCUCCGCAGAGGACAAUGGCGCCUCCGCCAAGAUUUCCAACCUGCUGUCGAUGGAUGGCGAUGUAGACGUCAGUCAGAGAAAGGGCAAGGUCAUCACCUUGUUCGACGUCAAAGUACAGCUGGAGUAUGAAGGUAAGACCAAGGACGAGGAGGCUGUUAGUGGUACCAUCACCAUUCCUGAGGUAGCCCAUGAUACCGAGGAAGAUGAGUACGUCUUUGAAAUCGAGAACUAUUCCGAUUCCCCCUCCAAGCAGGCCGUGAAGGACAUUGUGCGCUCCAAGCUCGUCCCUCAGCUCCGGCAAGAACUGGCCAAGCUCGCUCCGGCUUUGAUCACCGAGCACGGCAAGGAUCUCCAGCAUGCCCCCGGUGUCAACCCUUCCAGCGGUUUCGCUGCGCCCAAGUACCACCCCCAGACUUCAAAGGAGAACUCCGCCCCCGUCACCACGACCACCACCACGAGCAACAAGGUCUCCGUCAACACAACCACCGUGACUGCUUCCGAUGAGUUCCGCACCACCGCCGAAGAACUCUACAACACUUUCACGGAUCCCCAGCGCAUUGCUGCUUUCACCCGUGGCGCGCCCCGUCAGUUCGAGGGUGCCCACGUCGGCGGCAAGUUCGCCAUCUUCGACGGCAAUGUCAGCGGCGAGUUCGUCAAGCUCGAGCCCACCGUGAUCGCGCAGAAGUGGCGUCUGGCUCAAUGGCCCCAGGGUCACUACAGUACCCUUGAGAUCAAGCUCGACCAGAACGACGUCGAUGGUGUGACCCAGAUGCGUGUGUCCUGGACCGGUGUUCCCGUUGGCCAGGAGGACGUCACUAAGCAGAACUGGGACGUCUACUACGUCCGCAGCAUUAAGCAGACUUUCGGGUUUGGCACUAUUCUAUGA
Aspergillus homomorphus CBS 101889 is the source of this 978-nucleotide messenger RNA. RefSeq names its product AHA1 family protein. NCBI's taxonomy places the organism in Eukaryota, Fungi, Ascomycota, Eurotiomycetes, Eurotiales, Aspergillaceae. Bases 1 to 978 code for a protein of 325 amino acids. The transcript has 4 exons. Gene Ontology annotation, molecular function: ATPase activator activity; protein-folding chaperone binding. The record is from RefSeq and is a predicted model, not a curated record. Gene Ontology annotation, biological process: positive regulation of ATP-dependent activity; protein folding. Gene Ontology annotation, cellular component: cytosol.